CCUACACCAAGAGCUGCCAGAGUAACGGGGAUUACUAUAGCCGCCGUCACUUACAGAUCUCCUGCAGUUCGGCAUUCUCAAAAACAGGGCUCGCAGACAUAAUGCAGUACGGAAGCCGCAACGUGUCCGCCAGGUCGUUCGCCGGGUUCGGGUCCAGCACCCGCCGGAGCGCCACCGCCAGCUCCAUGGCCAUGGGGCGCUCGGCCGCCCAGACCAGCUUCUCGGGGUACAGCAGCGCGGCCGGCAUGUCGGGGCGCGCCCUGGGCUACAGGGCGGGCGGGGGCGCCGUGGGCUACACCGGGGUGGGCUACGGCGGGGUGGUCGGCGGGGUGGCCGGCGGGGUCUCCAGCGUGGGAAUGAGCUACGGCGCGAGCUCUGCCAUGGCCGGCGGCGGCGGGAUCAGAAUGGGGCAGGCUAGCACCGUCGGAGGUGCAAUGGGGAUGGUGGGGGGCGGUGGCGGGAUCGUCACCUCAGGCUACCCUGGCGGGAGUUUUGGGCGGCCCGGCGGAAGCGCGCUGUACGGAGUGCCGGGAAUGCCGGGAGCGCCGUCAGACAUGGGGUAUGCCCCGUUCGCGGUGAACGAGAAGCAGCUCCUGCAGACCCUGAACGACCGUCUGGCCAGCUACCUGGAGAAGGUGAAGAACCUGGAGAUCACCAACCGCGAGCUGGAGGAGAAGCUGCGUGCCUUCACCAUCAACAAGGUCCAGAUCCGCGAUCUGCAGGUGUACGAAGACCAGCUGGUGCCCCUCAGACAGCAGGUGUUGGCUUUGUUGCUGGAUAACGCGCGCACCGCGCUCGAGCUGGACAACGCUAAACUGACCGCUGAUGACUUCCGAAUGAAGUAUGAAACUGAGUACAAUAUGCGGCAAUCAGUAGAAGGAGACAUCGCGGGACUGAAAGCCCUGAAGACUGACUACGACUUCAGUAUCCAGGCUCUGCGUCAAGAACUUCUCCUUCUAACCGACGAGCUCACACAUAUGAGGACGAUCCACGAGCAGGAAGUCAUUGCGCUGCGUAAUGAAAUGGCCGGUACAGUGACCGUGGACAUCCAGGCAGUUGAUACCACCAACCUCGCCAAGGUCCUCGAGGAGAUGCGUGCGGAGUACGAGACUGUUGUCCAGCGCAAUCGCCAGGAGGUUGAGGGCUGGUACACGAAACAGAUAGAGGUCAAGCAGGCUGAGGAACAGCAAAGCUCUGAGACAACUGUGACCACCAGCACGGAGAUCCUGGAGACGCGCAAGGUCUGCCACACGCUGCAGACGGAGCUGGACAGCCUGCGAGUGACGAAACUCACCCUGGAGGAGACCCUGGUGGACAUCGAGACGCAGUUCCAGAUGCAGCUGCAGCGCCUGAACAGCAUAGUGAUAGCCAACGAGAACGAGCUGGCCACCCUCCGCGACUCAGCCAUGCUUCAGGCCCAGGAGUACCAGACCCUUCUCAACAUCAAGAUGAAGCUAGAGAUGGAGAUCGCCACCUACAAACAGCUUCUGGAGGGGGCCGACGUGGGGGCAGUGAUCAUGGGAGGGGGCGUGGCCGUGGUCGCGGGUGCGGGCGCGGCUAUGGCUAUGCAGCAGGCCUCCAUGUCCAGUCAGUCUAUCAGCUCAUCGAGUGUGGCUAGCUCCUCCACCAUGCAGGCGUCCAGCGCAACCAGCGCAGGGGCCUCCAUGGCGGUGGCAGGUGGUGCUGUUGCCGGCAUGGUGGCAGGUGGUGCUGUUGCCGGCAUGGUGGGAGGUAGUGCCGUGGCACAGGCUGCUAGUAUGUCCACGGCAGAGUCCCACAGUGCCAGCUUCAGUUCAUCUCACACUGAAAGUUCACAGUCAUCUAGCGCCUCAUCAUCAGCAAUGCAAAGUGGUGCUAUGAUGGCUGGUGGAGCUAUGAUGGCUGGUGGUGGUGGCAUGGUGGUCGGUGGUGGUGCUGCCAUGGUGGCUGGUGGUGCUAUGGCACAGCAGGCUGCCUCUGCAACUGCGAUGGAGUCCCAUACUGCCAGCUCCAGUUCAUCUCAUACUGAAAGUUCUCAGUCAUCUAGCUCCUCUUCAGCAGCAAUGCAAAGUGGUGCUAUGAUGGCUAGUGGAGCUAUGAUGGCUGGUGGUGGCGGCAUGGUAGCCGGUGGUGGUGCUGCCAUGGUGGCUGGUGGUGCUAUGGCACAGCAGGCUGCCUCUGCAACUGCGAUGGAAUCCCAUAGCGCCAGCUCUAGUUCAUCUCACACUGAAAGUUCUCAGUCAUCUAGCGCCUCAUCAUCAGCAAUGCAAAGUGGUGCUAUGAUGGCUGGUGGAGCUAUGAUGGCUGGUGGUGGUGGCAUGGUGGUCGGUGGCGGUUCUGCCAUGAUGGCUGGUGGUGCUAUGGCACAGCAGUCCUCAGCAGCCGCGAUGGAAUCCCAUAGCGCCAGCUCUAGUUCAUCUCACACUGAAAGUUCUCAGUCAUCUAGCGCCUCAUCAUCAGCAAUGCAAAGUGGUGCUAUGAUGGCUGGUGGAGCUAUGAUGGCUGGUGGUGGUGGCAUGGUGGUCGGUGGCGGUUCUGCCAUGAUGGCUGGUGGUGCUAUGGCACAGCAGUCCUCUGCAGCCGCGAUGGAGACCCAUAGCGCCAGCUCCAGUUCAUCUCACACUGAAAGUUCACAGUCAUCUAGCGCCUCAUCAGCAUCUAUGGCUGCUGCGUCACAGGCUGGCAUGAUGCAAGCUGGUGGUAUGCAAACUGGCAUGAUGCAAGGUGGUGCGAUGCAAUUUGGUGGUAUGCAGCCUAUGCAAGGCUUAACGACCAUUGGUGGUAUCCCAGGUAUGCAAGUUGGCAUGGGACAGGGAACCGGGCCCGACAGUGCCUCCUCAUCUUCCUCCUCCAUGAGUGGCGGUGGUCCAAUGCUCGUGCCUGGAAACAUAUAAUUCCCUUCACCGGCCUGGAGUCGCCCUCAUUUCAGAACUGGGGCGGAAACCGACACCCUUUCAGGCGGCACCUUGCUCUCCAGUUGAACCCACAGGCUCUGGUUCUCAGAUCUGAAAUAAACUCAAGACUCCCAGCAAGA
Molecule: messenger RNA, 3013 nt
Organism: Anguilla rostrata (American eel)
Lineage: Eukaryota; Metazoa; Chordata; Actinopteri; Anguilliformes; Anguillidae
Product: keratin, type I cytoskeletal 13-like
Exons: 8
Coding region: 102-2873 (923 amino acids)
Cellular component (GO): cytoskeleton
Molecular function (GO): structural molecule activity
Source: RefSeq, a predicted model, not a curated record